Messenger RNA from Lucilia cuprina (Australian sheep blowfly), 1814 nucleotides. RefSeq lists its product as uncharacterized. The transcript is spliced from 5 exons. Lineage: Eukaryota; Metazoa; Arthropoda; Insecta; Diptera; Calliphoridae. Gene Ontology annotation, biological process: cell differentiation; multicellular organism development. Bases 62 to 1657 code for a protein of 531 amino acids. The record is from RefSeq and is a predicted model, not a curated record. Gene Ontology annotation, molecular function: protein binding.
UUACCUUAAGAUCAGUUAUUCCGAGUGCCAGCGAUCAGCCCGACUAAGGAAUGCAAACAAAAUGUUGGAAAAACGUUCUCAAACUCUAAAAAGAAAGAGGCGACCCAUACCUUGUACAAAUAUUUUCAAACCUGUAUGUGGUUCAUAUAUGGGAGUAAAAUCCUCCUUUAGAAAUGAAUGUCUUCUAAACGCUGAAAAUGUCAAAUUUAAUAGAGAUUGGCGCAUUGUUAAGAACGGCAUGUGUGCUGAAGACUAUUCUAACUCACGUAAACGUAAGGAGAAACCAGAAAAACCUCAUUCGAUUAAAAAGCGUAGCUUCGAAAAUAACUUCUACCCUCAACACACAAAUGAACAACAUGAUCCUGACUUUAAUACAAACAACAAUUUUGAAAAUUAUAAAAAUCAAGCCAAUUUAUCACCAAAUGAUUUAUACCUCUAUAUGCCACCAGCAUUUCAGACACAAUAUUUAAAUCAUGAUUCCCAAGCCUAUCAUGAUCCCAUACCCGUACAUAAAGCUUAUGAUGAAAUAUUUAAUAAAAUGAUGGCAUUGCUUCCCCCGCCGACAUCUAAUAUACAAAUGCAAGAUAUGGAGUCAGAAGAGGAAACACAUAAACUUGAAGAUUCGAUGUUUCAAGAAUCGGUUAUUAAACCCAUGCCUUUCGCAGCUAAUAUGAUGAAUUUUAAUUAUAUCACUGAGCGAAAUUUGGCACACAAUAUAAAUCGUAGUCCAUCUUUAUCCAUAGAUGUAAAUUCUUUUAUGGAUAAGUUAAAUAAUAAAGAUUACUAUGAAAUCGAAAAAGUCGCUGUUGAAAACGAAAAUAAAGAAAUUGAGGACAUUCCUACCACUUUUCCACCAACAAGUGAAACAUCUCCGGAAACAACUAAAACUUCAAGUAGAAUUGCUGCCACUAAAAGUAGACCUAAAGUUUCCAAUAAACAUUUAAAAACUGAAAAAGUUUCGAACAGUACUAAAGAGUGUAAAUUUGGCUCCACCUCAAUAUGUGGUAUGCUAGCAGAUGGCAGCGUUCGAACAUUUGAAACAAUUUGUGAAAUGAUGACCGCUAAUGUUUAUCUGAAAAAUACUUGGACCAAGCUACAUGAAGGUGUUUGUGAAGAUUGUAAAUAUAAUUGUUCUCGUGAUUACCAACCAAUAUGUGUCACCAGAAAUGGAGUUAAUUACACCAUGGUCAAUGAAUGUUAUUUUAAUAUGGGCAUUUGUAUGGAUAAAAAAAGCAAAUGGCAAAAACUAAGCGACAGUGAAUGUGAACGUUAUACCCGCAUACCCGAUAAAUACGCCAAUUCGAAACCAGGAUUUCCUUAUACCAGCAACUAUUUUGUUUCCCAAACAACACCAUUACCAAGUUCAGAUUCGCUGUCACUCGACAAAAAUCCAAAAUUACUAAAGUUAAAAUAUCGUAAAAGUAAAAAACGGAAUUUUAAUCCUAAAAGAGCUGUUAGUAGACGUUCAAAUUCCCACAGAUGUUGUUCACGAUCGCAUUAUCGUAAUCAAUUUGGCCACGAUAAUAUGAAAUGUAAAUGUUGGGCAGAUACAACUCUUCGAACACCCACUACUCGUUUGGCAUUACAUGAACAACAAACUGAAUCGUAUAUAAUGCGUUUAGUUAAAGAUAAAGUUGAGAGAGGAAUGAUGCCCUAAACCGAAAUGAAGUAUUUCAAAAUAUUUAUUUUUUAUACCGUUUUAUAAUUUUUUUAUAAAAAUAUAUAUAAUAAUAGUUGUUGUUUUUUUAGGACAUAAAUAGGUUCAAAUUUAAUAAGAAGCUUUUAAAAUAAGUUUAAAUAUUUUUGGUGUAGAA